Molecule: messenger RNA, 4066 nt
Organism: Chroicocephalus ridibundus (black-headed gull)
Lineage: Eukaryota; Metazoa; Chordata; Aves; Charadriiformes; Laridae
Gene: USP43
Product: ubiquitin specific peptidase 43
Exons: 16
Coding region: 1-2943 (980 amino acids)
Biological process (GO): protein deubiquitination
Molecular function (GO): cysteine-type deubiquitinase activity
Source: RefSeq, a predicted model, not a curated record
AUGGCUGGGACUCAUGGGAAAGGCCCCGGGGUGAUGCUGGGGAGCAGUGGUCUGGGGCGGCGGCGGCGAGCCCUGCGCUCCCUGGGCAGCCUGGCCGGGCGGCUGCUCCGCACCUGGGCGCGCCUGGCCGGGGGCCGCGGCCGACGCCGGGCCGCCUCGGAGGACGACGAGGGUGGGUUCCGAGGCGGGGGCGGCGGCGGCGGCCCCAGCGGGGAGCGGCGGCGGCGGCGGCUCCCCGGGGGGGCGGCGUUGUGCCCGUCGGGGAGCGGGGGGGAGCGGCCGCCGGGCGCGCAGGGGCUGCGGAACCACGGGAACACCUGCUUCAUGAACGCGGUGGUGCAGUGCCUGAGCAACACCGCCCCGCUGGCGGAGGUCCUGGCCCUGGGCCGUUACCGCGCCCGCGGCGGCCGCGCCGAGGUCACCCACCGGCUGGCGGCCCUGGUCCGCGCCCUCUGGACCCGCGACUACACGCCGCAGCUCUCCGCCGAGUUCAAGAACAUCGUCUCCAAGCACAGCGCCCAGUUCCGGGGCAACGCGCAGCACGACGCCCUCGAGUUCCUGCUCUGGCUGCUGGACCGCAUGCACGAGGACCUGGGCGCCGCGUCCCCCGCCCAGCAGACCCGCCACCCCGAGGAGGAGCCCGGCGAGGAUGGGAAUGGCAGCACUGGUGGCUCCCCGCCGCCCGCCCAGCACCCCCGCGGGCAGAGCUUCGUGCAGAGCCACUUCCAGGCGCAGUACAGGUCCUCCCUGACGUGCCCUCACUGCCUGAAGCAGAGCAACACCUUCGACCCCUUCCUGUGCAUCUCCCUGCCCAUCCCGCUGCGCCAGACCAGGGCUCUCAACGUCACCUUGGUGCUGCAGUGCGAGCGCCGUCGGUUCGUGCGGGUGGGGCUGGCCGUGCCCCUGCUGGGCACCGUGGCCGAGCUGCGGGAGAUGGUGGCGCGGGAGGGACGCAUCCCCCCGGAGCAGGUGAUCCUGGCCGAGGUGUCCCCGCGGGGCUUCCUGCGCUCCCUGGGCGACGCGGAGGAGCUGGGUGCUGCCGGGGAGGGGGCUCCCCUCUACGCCUUCCAGCCGCCCCCCGCCCGCCGCGCAGGGUGUCCCCGCAGCCUGCCCGCCUCCCCCGGGGCAGCCCAGCGCCCACCGCCCGCCGCCCGCUCCUCCGACUGCCUGCACCCCGGGGCGGGUGGCCGCAUCCUGCUGCUGCUCUGCAACACGGCGGGCGACGGCCCUCGCCUUGCCAGGUUCGGGCCGCCGCUGGUGCUGCGGGAGGAGCGGGGCGUCUCCUGGGAGCAGCUCCAGCAGAGCAUCCUGGCCCAGCUGCAGGCUCUGCUGCGGGGAGAGGUGCGGGCACAGGGCGCGGGAGCCCUCUUCCGCAUCCGCCUGGCGGGGGGCUCGGCCCCCUGUGCCUACCUGUCCCCGCAGGACCCCCGCCCGCUCUGCCACCCCGCCGUCGACAGAGCGCUGCAGCUGAGCGAGGCGGGCGGCCCUCCCCACGUGAAGCUGACGGUGGAGUGGGACGUGAGCACCAAAGAGCGCCUUUUCGGGAACAUCCAGGAGGAGGUGGUGCAGGACGCGGAGAGCGUGCGGCUGCAGCAGCAAGCGCACCGGCAGCAGCACAGCUGCACGCUGGACGAGUGCUUCCAGCUCUACACCAAGGAGGAGCAGCUGGCCCCGGACGACGCCUGGCGCUGCCCGCACUGCAAGGUGCCCCAGCAGGGCACGGUGAAGCUGAGCCUCUGGACACUGCCCGACAUCCUCAUCAUCCACCUCAAGCGCUUCCGCCAGGUGGCUGAGCACCGGCACAAACUCACCACGCUGGUGAGGUUCCCCCUGCGGGGUCUCGACAUGGCCCCCCACGUGGCGCAGCGGGGCCAGGCCGGCGGGCAGCUCUUGGGGCGCUGGGCGCCCUGGCAGCCCCCCCUCUGCCUGCCCCCGAGCUGCCCCCGCGACUACCUCUACGACCUGUACGCCGUCUGCAACCACCACGGCAGCAUGCAGGGCGGCCACUACACCGCCUACUGCUGCAACGCCCUGGACGGGCGGUGGUACAGCUACGACGACAGCAGGGUGGAGGGGGUGCAGGAGGCCGAGGUGAGCACCCGCAGCGCCUACAUCCUCUUCUACCAGCGCCGCAACGCCGUGCCCGCGGGGGCGGCCGGCAGCUCCGGCAGGGGCCCCGCUGCCCCCUGGCCCUCGGGACACUGGCUGGCCCGCCUGGGGGGCAGCGCGCGGGACACCACGGCCACCCGGCCCGAUGGCACCACCGCCCCGGAGAAAGGUGGUUUCGAGGCCAGACCCUUGGUGCGGGGCGUCCAGGGCCGCAGCCUCAGCGUCAAGCUGUCACCCGCCGGUGGCCCCCCCAGGACCGUGCCCCCGCGCUGGUCCUUCUCCGGCAAGGAGCGGGGGGCACCGGGGGAGCUGGUGGCCUAUCUGGAGUCGGGGCGCCGGCCACGCUGCACACGCCGUUCCCUCCUGCCGCUCGCCACGGGUGGGGACAGCCACACCGACACCCCUCCGGCCACCAGCCCCCCGCCAGCAGGCCCCCCAAAACAGCCCGGCAAGGGGCAGGAAGAAGCGGGCACCCCCCGAGCCCCCCGCCGGCCCCUCCGCCUGCCCCUGCUGCGGCGAGCCGCCAGCGCCGGCGCCGAGGGGACCCUGCGCCUGCCCCCCAAAAGCCAGAGCAGCGGGCUGCCGCGGCCGGAGGGGGAUGCGGGUGUCCCCCUGGCACGGCUGUCCCCCGCUUCAGUGGCCAUAGCGCGCUCACAGAGCUCGGCCAGCCUCCCCCCGCGCCCCGAGGGGGGUCUGCGACGCUCGGCCUCGCUGGGCAGGGGCGCGGGGGGAACCCCCAUGGCCGCCCGGGGUCCCCCCGGGGCCACGCUGCAGCGGGGACGGCAGCCCCUGGGGUCCCUGUGCCACCCGGCCGUGCCUGAGUCCAGCUUCUGAGCCACGGCCAGUGGGCAUCUGCCCCCCCGCCCCGGGCUCCUGAACUGAACUGGGGGCUCCCAAAGUGGGGGCUGUCCCAAACUGUCUCAACCCAAGGGCUCCUGACCCAGGAGAUCCCAAACAAGGGCAUCCCAAAGCAGGGUCAGCCUGAACUGGGAACGUCCCAAGCUGGGGGGGGGUCCCAAGCUGGGGGGGUCCUGAACCCGGGGCUCCCAAACUGGGGCAUCCCCAAACUGGAGGUAUUCAGGUAUCCCGAAACUGGGGCAUCCCAAACCGGAGGCUCCAAACCUGGGCACUUCCUAAACCAGGGGCAUCCCAACCCGGGGGCAUCCCAAACCAGGAGCAUCCCAAACUGGGGGCAUCCCAAAUUGGAGGCUCCCCAACCAGGGGAUCCCAAACCAGGGGCAUCCUUAAACUGGGGGCAUCCCAAACCAGAGGCUCCCAAACUGGGCACUUCCUAAACCAGGAGCAUCCCAAACUGGGGGCAUCCCAAACCAGAGGCUCCCCAACCAGGGGAACCCAAACCAGGGGAACCCAAACCAGGGGCAUCCCAAACCGGGGGCAUCCCAAACCAGGGGCUCCCUGGGAGCAUCCCAACCCAAAAGCUCCUAAAUCGGGGCAUCCCAAACCGGGGGCAUCCCAAACCAGGGGCUCCCUGGGAGCAUCCCAACCCAAAAGCUCCUAAAUCAGGGCAUCCCGACCCGGGGCCGUUCCAACCCCGCGGCAUUCCAAACUGGGCUCAUCCCGAACCGGUGGCUCUGAAACCAGGGGCAUCCCAACCCAGGGGCAUCCUGAACAGGGGGCAUCGUCCGCUCGCCUCCCCGUGGCCCGUCCCAGGGAGCGGGCGGGCAAGCGGGCGGGUGGGCAGGCGUGGGCUCCCUGGCUGGGCCAGCUCUGGGACGCGAGAGUAUUUAUUGUACCAGGAGAGUUUUAUUCCGAGACGCUUUUUGUUUUCUAAAAAGCGACUAUGCCCGGGGGGGGCAGGCGGGCCCCCCCACACCAAGGUCUAUGCAAUACGCGAUUCCUCCAGCCAGCUUUUGUACGCGGCCGGGGGGACAGGGGGCUGCGGCCCCACCGCCCGCCGUUUCUAUUAAAGACACGUGAAAGGAGCCCGGUGCGGUGC